AUAAAAAAUUGCUUGUUUGUCCAAAAGCUACUCCUGGCUUACUUUUUGAUUUGGUAUAGGGCAUUGAAGAUAAAUUUGAACUGAUAAAAUUUUAGGCGAAAUAAUGCAUGGAAACUGAAAAGAGUAAUUUUCACGGCACUUUUGUGAUCCUUUUGUGAUCAUCCUAGAUGUGUGAAACGGGGAACAGGAAUAUCCUUGUGAUUAUUUGAUUCGCAAAUAGUGCUGCAACCAUAUCGACUAUUAGAUGCUAAUUUGCCUCUCCCUUCUAAAUCCUAAUGAAAAUGCAUAUUGCUUUAUAGCUAGAAGCCACAUAAUUGCUGGCCUGGCACUGCUUUUUAGGAAGAAAAAAAGGGAGAAUGUUGAAUAUAAUCUGCUCCACCGAAAAGAAUUCUCUUUCUCAUUUCUUUUCAUCACUGUCUUCUAAAAGUAAUAAUACUCCUUAGUUAGCUCUAUUUUUCAUGUUCACCAGUCUCCCAUUCUUCCAAAACCUUAACCAAUGUCACCUGCUCUAAGGCCAUUGCUGUUCAUCAAUAUUUUGCUCUUGCUCUUCUUCCUUCAUAUUGUGUUCUCGGUCCCUGCCAUCCCAGUUAAUGGCACAUGUCGUGACACAUGUGGUGCAAUCUUUGUGAAAUUCCCCUUUGGCACCGGAUCUGGGUGCGGGCAUCCUGACUUUGCUAGAUACAUAAAAUGUAACUCUGAGAGUCUGGAAUUCUCCACUGGCACUGGCAUUUACAAUAUUUCUUCUAUUGACUACACAAGCUACAGUAUAAUUGUUACAGACCCCUUCAUGUCAACUUGUUCUUCAAUGCAGAAUUCUGGAAGCUUUAGCUUAGACAGGGCCAGUCCAUUCUCUGUUACAGAUGACAAUAUCAUUGUUUUGCUAGGAUGCUCCAGCACAUCACCUGUUUUUGAUGCGGAUGAAGAUUUGUGUGUCACUGGUUCCGGUUCUCGUGUUUGCAGAGGAAUGUAUUCUUGCAAAGGAGUGUCAGGAAUUGGGUUGCAACAGAAUGCACCUGCAUCCACUUGUUGUGUUUAUGAGUCACCAACUGGCCUUGGAUCAGGAUUCACAUUGGAUCUCCCAAAGCUACAAUGCUCAUCAUAUACAUCCAUAUACGGGUUUGGGGGCAGCGAGGGUGAUCCAAUGAAAUGGAAAUAUGGGAUUUCUUUGCAAUACAAUGAUUCGUAUACUUCUGAUGCAUGCAAGGAUUGUGAAAACAGUGGGGGUUCGUGUGGCUUCACUGGUUUAGAUGAGUCAUUUGCUUGUAUUUGCCGGAAUGGAAGGAACACCACCACCAAUUGCUUUGGUAUAGGAUAUGCUUUGAGCGGGACGUGGGGGCCAAAAGUUCAAAUCAAGUUGAAUACUUUAGGAUUUCUUCUCUUGUGGAUGACACUUUUUAUUCAAGGCAGAGAAUGUGUGCACAAGUUUUGAAGAAUUGAUAGAUGCAUUUGAGCUCAGGCAGCUAAAAGUCUUUCUGAAAUUUCAUUAUCUCAAUUCUGAGUGUAAUUGUACUCAGUAUAGUUUUGUGCCAUAAUUGACCAAUAUCUUUCACAUCCAAAUUAUGAGAAGGCCCUCAAAUUUUAAGAUACAUAUUAAUAAAUCUCCUCAUGCCCGGCUAUGUCAUGCUGCUUUCCC
Molecule: messenger RNA, 1633 nt
Organism: Mangifera indica (mango)
Lineage: Eukaryota; Viridiplantae; Streptophyta; Magnoliopsida; Sapindales; Anacardiaceae
Product: wall-associated receptor kinase-like 22
Exons: 3
Coding region: 497-1429 (310 amino acids)
Molecular function (GO): polysaccharide binding
Source: RefSeq, a predicted model, not a curated record